AUGGCUUCCUCUUCUAACAUCUCUCUCCCAACUUUUAAGUCUUACUAUUUCCAUGGUGGAAACUUCAUAUCUAAUCGUCCCAAUAAGCUUGGUUUCAUUCCUUACAAACCCCAACAACAACAACUACUAAGACCAUGUGCCAAAUUCAACCUCUCCGAAAUUCUUGGAGGAAGAGGACUCUGCAAUGGCGAAGAGGGUCUGCAACAAGAGCUGAGAAAGAAUGUUGAAGACAUAGCAACUCAAACAGAUGACAACAAGGAAGAAGAAAAACAAGAGAGCCCUGUGAUUUCUUCGGUACCAGAAGAAGGUUUCGAUAAGGAGUUAAUGGGACUCACUGGAGGGUUUCCUGGUGGUGAAAAGGGUUUAAAGAGUUUCAUUGAGAAAAACCCGCCUCCAAAAAUGCCUUCGGUUGAAAAUAAAACACAAGCUAUAAGCUUAAAGAAAUCGAAAGCACCUGAUAUGCCGAUGUUACUCCCUGGAAUGAUUGCCAUUGUGAGUAACCAAAAUAGUCCUUACUACAUGUACUGUGGUAUUGUUCAGAGGAUCACUGAUGGAAAAGCUGGAGUUCUUUUCGAGGGAGGAAACUGGGAUCGGUUGAUUACUUUUCGCCUGGAGGAGUUACAGCGCAGAGACAAGGGACCUCCGGGGAAAAAUCCCAAGUCUGCUAUCCUUGAACCUCUGCUCCAAAAGGAUUCAGAGUGAUUCUUGUCUAAGUUUAACAAUCAAUCAAAUGUUAUGUAAAUUUUUGUACUGAAUGUGCAGUUUCAUAUUUAUCAAAAUAAAAUAAAUAAACCAGUGCAAGCAAA
Cannabis sativa is the source of this 806-nucleotide messenger RNA. RefSeq names its product NAD(P)H-quinone oxidoreductase subunit S, chloroplastic. Lineage: Eukaryota; Viridiplantae; Streptophyta; Magnoliopsida; Rosales; Cannabaceae. The record is from RefSeq and is a predicted model, not a curated record. The coding region runs from base 1 to 702 and encodes 233 amino acids. Gene Ontology annotation, biological process: photosynthetic electron transport chain. The transcript has a single exon.